GGGGUCGGCCGAGGACUUUGGGCCACAGCGUAUUUAGAGUUCCUUGUACGCGCCUGCUAAUAGCCAAGACCCGCAGCGACCACUGCGAGCGGACGGACCCAUACCUAAGAGGGCGGAGUCAUAAAUACCAUGCGUUCCGCAAGAGCGCUGCGGCGGUGCCUCACCACAACGAAGGACUGGCGCGCCGUAGCCGAACGCGAAGCCAAGAAGGCCGGCACGACCCUCGAUGCCCUCACGUCAACGACGAAAGAAUCGCUGGAGAUACAACCGUGCUACUUCGGGGCCGACGACGAAGCCGCCCCCGGCGUCUUCCCCUACCGGCGAGGCGCCUACGCGACGAUGUACGCGGCCAAGCCCUGGACCGUGCGCCAGUACGCCGGCUUCAGCAGCGCCGAGGAGUCGAACGCUUUCUAUCGCAACGCCGUGAGAGAAGGCCAGCAAGGAUUGAGCGUGGCGUUCGAUCUACCUUCUCAUAGAGGUUAUGAUUCAGACCAUCCUAGAGCGCAGGGUGAUGUCGGAUUAGCCGGCGUGCCCGUCGACACGGUCGAAGAUUUCCGGACGCUCUUCGACGGGAUCGAUCUGGGAAAGAUGUCCGUGAGCAUGACCAUGAACGGCGCGGUCCUGCCGACGCUCGCGAUGUUUAUCGUAGCGGCAGAAGAGUCCGGCGUAUCGCCAGAAAGGCUGAAGGGUACGAUCCAGAACGAUAUACUGAAGGAGUUCAUGGUCCGCAACACGUACAUCUACCCGCCGGGGCCCUCAUUACGAGCGACGGUCGACAUCAUGGGCUUCUGCGCGGGUCAUCUCCCGAAGUUUCAUUCUCUGAGUGUGUCGGGCUACCACAUGCACGAGGCCGGCGCCGACGCUGCUACCGAAUUAGCUUUUACGAUUGCCGAUGGGCUGGAGUACGUGCGCGUCGCGCGUGAGGCUUCUUUAGAUUUAGAUGCGGUCUGCUCCCGGUUGUCCUUCUUCUUCGCCAUGGGCAUGGACCACCACGUCGAGAUCGCCAAAUUGCGAGCAGCUAGGCAGCUCUGGGCCGAAGAACUUAAAAAGAGGCACGGCGACGUCUUGACGAGUGAAAAGGCGUUCGUGCUACGGACCCAUGUCCAGACGUCGGGGUAUUCAUUAACAGCCCAAGAUCCCCUCAACAACGUCGCGAGAACGGCCCUCGAGGCGCUGGCCGCGGUGCACGGCGGCGCGCAGUCCCUGCACACGAAUUCGUAUGAUGAGGCCCUCGCGCUGCCGUCCGAUGGCGCCGCGCGCGUCGCGCGGGACACGCAAUUACUGCUACAGAAGGAGAGCGGCGUGUGUCGGGUGGCGGACCCGUGGGGCGGCUCUUUCUUCAUGGAGGCGUUGACUGACGAGUUACUGGUGAAAGCGAGGGAGAUCCUGGCCGCGGUCGACGUGACUGGUGGCAUGCUUGAACAUGUUCAAUCGGGAGAAGCGAAAAGGCGCAUCGAGGCGUGUGCCGCUAGAACGCAGGCGCGCGUCGAUUCUGGGGAAGACAUUGUCGUGGGCGUGAACGACCGGACUUCCAGCAGUUCGGACGUCGACGUGCGCAUCGUCGACAACUCCAAAGCCCUGGCGAAGCAGCUCGCGCGACUGCAGAAGGUUCGGGAGACGCGUGAUUCAAAACGGUGCGCCGAGGCUCUGGAUGCGCUACGACGGAGCGCCGCCCUCGAGCGGUCGACGGCGUCGUUUGCCGACGAAGACAACCUCGUGGCGCGUGCCAUCGAAUGCGCGAGAGUACGGUGCACGCUCGGCGAGAUGUCGGACGCGCUCCGGGACGUCUGGGGCGAGCACCACGCUCUGCCGACGGCCGCGGUCGGCUCCUACGCGGCCGCGGCGCCCGACGGCUCGUUGGAUGCGUUGCGGGAGGAGUGCCUCCAGUUUGAAGAAAGAGAGGGUCGGCGGCCGAAAGUCUUAAUUGCGAAGGUCGGCAUGGACGGCCACGAUCGGGGAGCGAACGUCGUGGCGGCCGGGCUCGUGGACCUGGGCUUCGAGGUCGUGUCCGGGCCGCUCUUCGCGACGCCGGAGGAGGUCGCGGCGAUGGCCCUCGAGCACGAGGUGCACGUCGUCGGAGUGUCGACGAUGGCGGCCGGCCACCGCGUGCUCGUGCCGCGCGUCGUCGAGGCGCUGCGCGGCGCGCCUAUUGCUGUGGUCGUCGGGGGCGUCGUGCCGGAAUCGGAUAGAGCUGCUCUGCACGCGGCCGGCGUCGCGGCGGUCUUCGGGCCGGGGUCGACGCUGCCCGACGUGGCCAGAGUGCUCCUGAAGGAGUGCGAGAGCGAGCGCGAGGCCGUGGCCGCAGCUGUCGAGUACUAAGUUUUGUUUACGU
Messenger RNA from Pelagomonas calceolata, 2332 nucleotides. NCBI's taxonomy places the organism in Eukaryota, Pelagophyceae, Pelagomonadales, Pelagomonadaceae. The record is from the annotation of a GenBank genome assembly.